This is a messenger RNA of Cotesia glomerata, 686 nucleotides long. RefSeq lists its product as uncharacterized. The coding region runs from base 1 to 522 and encodes 173 amino acids. The record is from RefSeq and is a predicted model, not a curated record. NCBI's taxonomy places the organism in Eukaryota, Metazoa, Arthropoda, Insecta, Hymenoptera, Braconidae. The transcript has 2 exons.
AUGGUUUAUGUCGAUGUCGAGGAUAUCUCAACUAAACUGGGAGAAGCAGAUAUAAUAGCUGAGAAAAAAAGCCUCGAUCUAAGCCUUUAUACUAUAAUCUCUACCCGAGAGGCGGAAUGGAGCAAAAUACCAGAAUCAAAGUAUAACAGUCUGCAUAAAGAGAUUCUACCGGAUGCAAAUGGAGCUGCGUACUUGAGCAAGAAAGUUAAGGGGAAAAUGGACAAAGAAACAUGGGCAAGAAUUAGGUGUGGAAACAUAGGCAGGGCUGGCAAAAAGGGAUAUAAAGAUUGGAGCUGUAGACUAUUUGGGGGAUGGGUGGAAACUUUAGCACACAUCUGCAUCUGUAGUCAAGCUUGGAGAUUACAAGCAGAUGAAACCAAAAGCUUUAUGGAAAUAUGGAAAGGUAAUCGGCUAGAAAAUGAGAUGCGUAGUUUGCUUGUAGAAACACUGACAGGCGAAAUAAUUGAGGAAUUAUGUACGUUUGUAAGAGUGAUUGAAAAUAAGUUAAAAGACUGUAAAUGAGUGUCAUGUCAAAAUGUAAGAUGUGCGUUGAUAUUUAAUGUAUGUUCUGUUGUGAUCUUAGGGAAUAAGACAAAAUGUAACUCUAUGUAUUGUUGCAAAUUGCAAAUAUCCUGUAAGGACAUGCAAUGAAAUAAAAAAAAAAAAAAAAUUUACAAUAGUGAAAU